GCCCGCAUCAACCAGGCUGCCCUAUUGGACAGAGACAAGAACCAGAAUCCCCCUCCUUCUCUCCGACUGCUUAGGCAUCUCUUGGCUCUCAGUUGGCUGCUCGGUUCAGAAAGAGUUCACUCAGUGAUUCCGGUACAUCCCGCACAUAGGCAAAAUCGGAACCGCAGGGUCCAAACCACCACAGGAAAUGUGAAGGGAGAGAAGCAGGUUAGUAGAAAUCUGAUGCAUAUGCAAUGUCCAAUACGUGGACGAUAUGAUUAGAAAAACGUGACAGAAUAGCGUUUAGAGAAAGGGGGUCGUUUUAUUUUGCAGUCUUAAUCCCAUUUUGUGUCAUUGGUACACAAAUACUCUGGGAAUAAGAAGCCUGCAGCGCAGUGGAGGAGGAGAACGAAGAGAGAGCGCCUGCGCGUUUUUUUUUUUUUUUUAAAGGUAGCGGAAAAAAGGGGCCCAGACCUAGCAGACCACAUCUGCUUGUGAUGCCAGCCAGCAGUGUGAGCAUUUAAAUUCGCACUGAAAAUCAAUCAAUGCUUUCCCGAAACAAAACACCGUGCUGGGUUUUUGUCAAAAUGUCCUCAGGAUAAAUUUGAUCCAAGCAAAUCACCAAAAAUAAAUCCAGGUCAGAUUGCAGGGGGCCAUUCGAGAGACACCGUCACGUGACCCCUGGUACCAAAUGGUCUUCCGGCAGUGGUUCUCAACAAGGGCCGGAGCUAAAGACGACAUUGCCACAUUUCCCAGACAUGCAGAAGACAACAUACUACGACAAUUCAACUCUUUUUGGUGGCUACGUGUCUUAUCAGGUGCAGGGGGCAGCAACUGCACCUGUCAACAGCUUUGGGGGCUAUGAAGUCCAAGGGUCUCAUCAUCAGCCAGCCUUCCAGUCGGCAACCCAUCUGGACGUUGACUCUUACCACCGAGCCGCCUGCUCUUUGCAGACACUGGGUGGUGGCAGUGGGCACCAGCAGCAGCAGCAGCAACAGCUAGCCAAAAACAAGGAGCCCAAUGGAAGCUGCAUGAGGCCCACCCUGCCUCCUGAGCACCAUGCUGGCUCCCAAGUCUCCCCACCAUUGGCCCCCAAUCCAAGCGACAGUAGUACCAUAGCUCAGCAGCCAGGGGGCAGUGCUGGUGCCUCGUCAGUCCCUAAAUCAGGCCUCAAUAGGUCAUCGAAUUCUUCCUCUUCCACGUCAUCCUCCACUUCUUCCUCCUCUUCUUCGCUGCCAUCCAACCCAACUUUGGCUAAGCAUAUAUUUCCCUGGAUGAAAGAGUCUCGCCAAGCAACUAAGCAGAAAAACUGUUCGCCUAGCAACAACUCGGGCAACGCAGCAUCGGGUGGAGGUGAGAGCGGUAGCGGCGGGGAGAAGAGUCCAACUACCGGAUCAUCGGCAUCCUCGAAACGAGCACGCACAGCGUACACCAGUGGCCAACUUGUUGAACUGGAGAAGGAAUUUCAUUUCAAUCGCUACCUGUGCCGUCCACGGCGUGUGGAAAUGGCCAAUCUUCUUAACCUUUCUGAGCGCCAGAUCAAGAUCUGGUUCCAGAAUCGACGCAUGAAGUACAAAAAGGACCAGAAGGCCAAGGGAUUAAGUUCUAGCUCAGGAGGGCCUUCACCAACUAGCUCACCGCCUCUGCCCAUGCAAUCCUCUGCGAGUUAUCUCAACUCAAUGCACCCGAUGGUUGGGGGAGGUGGGGGAGGAGGGUCAGCCUAUGAUGCCCCAUCUCCUCCAUCUUUUGGUAAACCUCACCAAGGAGUUUCAUACUCCAUGUCCACUGCCUACUCCAAUCUCCCAAUGAAGGGCUGCCCUCCACAACAGAAGUUUAGUCACCAAGAUCAAGACUACGGUGAGCCACAUCCUCACCACGGCCUCGUGCAGGCCAACACUACCAGCUUUGGAACUCCCACUAACAUGCAGGCCAGUCCAGUGUAUGUGGGGGGUGGCAGCUAUGUGGAACCCAUGCCUGGCUCUGGACCCUCCAUGUAUGGCCUAAAUCACCUGGGCCCAACACCAUCCCAUCACCAAACCAUUGAAUACAAUGGUGGAGGGCCCAUGUCAGCCACUAACCAGCAUCAUGUGAGUGGAGGGGUACCUCCAGGUCCUUGCGACCCACCCAGUCAUACAACGUACACAGAGCUCUCUGCGCACCAUACCUCGACUCAGGGCCGAAUUCAAGAAGCACCCAAGCUCACUCACUUGUAGCACUGGGAAGAAAAAUGAAGGAUGACCACACAAAAUUAACAGGCUGAUUUGCAGGAAAAGCUAUGGAAGAAAAUGAGAUGGAGAGGAGCAAUUCAGUGGUUUAUGCUUUACAUGCACUUAGGGAAGUAAUCAAUGUUUGGCUCAAUAUUGAUGUCAUCACUGUCAACAAAAUGUCAAUGUACUUUAGUCUUAGAAAGACACUUCAUUUGAAUUUUUAUUUAUUAAUUUUGAAUAGGGAAAAAAAACAUCCUGUACCGCUAAUCUUUACGGAGCAGGCAGUAAGUCCAUGUGCAGUUUUUUUUUUGUUUUUUUUGUGGCCUCGACCCACAUUUUAAAAAAUAUGGUUAUUAGAUUGUUCUAAAUCAGUGAUGAACAAAUAUUUGUACGCCACAGAUCGGUUCAUAAAAGUACCCCCAACCCGAAUGAGAAAAAGUUGGGAGAGGAAAUGAAUGGAUGAAAAUUCAGAACAAAUGAGUGACAACCUUAAAAGAGAGCCAUUUAUUUGUCUUUGGUAUGUCCCAUCGAAUUCAAAACUAGCAUCAAAUGAUCUCCGUAGAUCUCAAAAUAAUUGCUCACUUGAAUAAAUGGAAAACUGUUUAUUAAUAUUCUUGAAUAACAUAAUCUGAGACUUCAUUUAAAUAAUAGACACCCCAGAAGACCCAUAUACAAACCAGUCUUCCAGAUGAAAUAGUGGAACAUUUAAUGGGAAGUUACUGAGGUGCUAAGAUUAAUGACAGUGAGGUUUCUUCCCCUCCAGGCAACACAUGUUGUUGUCAUCUGAGCUGAGUAAGUUGAGCUCUUAGAGAAAGGAAAGAAUAGCUGGCACUCUUCACUCUCGCCUGUCCAGUAAAGUGCAUAAAAACGCUGAUUGAUCCUCUGUCUCUUUUCAUCUCCUGCCAUAAAUUUCUGUGUGGAUCCAGAUUUAAUCACAGACCCAUUGUUUUCGAUAUGUCACAACAGCACAUACGCUCUAAUUGGGGCGACGUUUUUUUUUUUACAAUUCAAUUUAUGCAUCUGUACACAACACCUACAAUCACUUCUUUUUCCAGUCCAAAAGCUUCAAGGUUGUAGAUUCACAUACAAUGUCUUGCUAAGUACUUUAGCGUACCAUCUUUGUACACACAGCAAUGCUAAGCUAGUUUCAUUAUUGUUGGUAACUGCAGUCAGGUAACGCCAGCUGCUGAUGUUGUGACAAUGUUUGUUUAUUACCAUACUUUCGCACAUCAUUGAUACAGGGUAUAGAGUUGAGAAUGCUUUUUACUUAUGCCCAUUCUCUCCCUCACUUUCACUAAUGGAAGGGUUUACAUAAAUAGGUGGGCAUAAUUCUUUUAUAUAUAAAUAUAUUUGUUGGGUUUUUUUCUUGCAUAUUUUGACUUUCGAAAUGGAUACAGGGUAUAUAUUUGAACAAAAAUGCCAGUCCCAGGAAUGUGUACACAUUUUUGAAAAAUAUGGGUUUAUUUUUUUAAAUCAUUAGUAAGGAGUUGGGAGCAAGACACAAAACAUAAAAAAAAAAAAAAAAGAAAAUUAUUAACUCACUGUUAAAAGAAUCAAAGGGGAAGUGAACCCACUUUUUUUUUUUCAACAGUAUGUUUUGAGCAGUCCAACUCGUCAAAACAUCAUGUUCUGAUUAUUGUUUCAUUUAUGGAAUAUGAAUUAAGCAAGCAAAAUCGACUUUUUUUAUGCAGCUCCGGGGGCGGCCAUUUUGCUUUUGCUGUUGAUUGAAAAUGACAUCACAGUUGCCUCAUCUCAGGUCACAACCAAUCACAGCUCAUCAGUUUUUUUAAGCUGAGCCAUGAUUGGUUGGGACCUAUAACAUCACGUGGCAAAAUGGCCGCCCCUAAGAUGUAUAAAAGCCGUAUUUAGACUAGUGAGGGCACAUAAACAUCAUAUUGUAAAGAAAAGUUUUGAGUUGACUUCCCCUUUAAGUGUGUCUGGCCCACUAUACACUACUUGAUGCUCUGAAAAUAUACUCAUAUUUUUCAAAAGUGUGAUUUACACAAAUGCUUUUUGCAUCUGGGUGUCGUUGUUGCACUUAGAGUUUACAUUUUUUAAGUUUAAUGUAAAAAAAAAAAAAAAGUUAUUUUGAGGAAGCCUCUCCAAUCAGAGUCCUUCGCAAAUGUGCGUUCAAGUUAACGUUCAUAUAAAAUAUUUAUUUGUUAUUGCCAGUUUAAAAUAAUUCUCUCUCUCCAUUAUCAUUAUUUAUCCAUUGUGUAUUUAUAUUGAUAAAAAAAUGUAAUUUUCUAGCAUUUACCUGUUACGAAUGAAAAACAGCAUUGUGUUUCUUCUUUGUCGAUUGUACUAAAGUUACAAUUUUAGUUCUUGUAUUUUGAUAGGGAAUAAGUAAUUUUUAAGUUCCUACAGUUCUUUUUACAAGAAUGUCUUGACAUGUAAAAGGAAAUAGCAGGGAUGGGGAUUGGUAACCCAUCCAUGCAAAAUUUUGACAACAUAUUAGCCAGGGGAAAGAAUAAGACUUUUUGGGGAACAAUGACUUCUUUAUUUUCCCUCUAGCAACUUUUUAUUUAAUUGUUUAUAGAGUUGUCUGUCCAGCAGUUCCUUAAUAAAAUGUUACUUUAU
This is a messenger RNA of Syngnathus typhle (broad-nosed pipefish), 4766 nucleotides long. It is a transcript of the gene hoxb3a, whose product is annotated as homeobox B3a. The coding region runs from base 738 to 2192 and encodes 484 amino acids. Gene Ontology annotation, biological process: regulation of transcription by RNA polymerase II. The record is from RefSeq and is a predicted model, not a curated record. Gene Ontology annotation, molecular function: RNA polymerase II cis-regulatory region sequence-specific DNA binding; DNA-binding transcription factor activity, RNA polymerase II-specific. Gene Ontology annotation, cellular component: nucleus. NCBI's taxonomy places the organism in Eukaryota, Metazoa, Chordata, Actinopteri, Syngnathiformes, Syngnathidae. The transcript is spliced from 3 exons.